ACUGAGCAGAGGUACCAGAGGCAGCUCAGACAGAAAACGCCAACAUGAGGACGCGCACGCUUUUGUCCAUAACUGUACUGGGCCUGCUGCUGUGGGCCUCCUGCAUCCAGGCCAACGACACAGACGCCAACGCAGACGAGGAGACAGAAACACCAGAGGAGACGUCAACAGAAGAGACUCCAGGAGAGACGGAAGUGGAGGAGGAGGACGCCGAAGAGGAGCCCAAGAAGGAGAAAACAACGGAGAUAGAGGAGGAGAAAGAUGUCAUGGUUCUCCAUAUCAACAACUUUGCCAGAGCUCUCAGCGAGAAUCAGAAUUUACUGGUCGAAUUCUAUGCUCCCUGGUGCGGCCACUGUAGACAGCUGGAGCCACUUUAUGCAGAGGCCGCCGGGAAGCUGAAGGCGGAGGAACCGGCGAUGCGUUUGGCCAAAGUGGACGCCACAGAGGAGACGGAGCUGGCUGAAGAGUUUGAAAUCGGAAGUUUCCCCACUCUGAAACUGUUCAUGAAUGGAGACCGCAAACAGCCCGUCGAAUACACGGGUAAGAGGUCAGCGGAGGGAAUAAUCCAGUGGAUGAAGCGUCGUACAGGCCCUGGUGCUCCAGUGCUCGACACUGCAGACUCUGCAGAACAGUUCAUCGAUUCCCAUAAAAUCGCUGUUGUAGGAUUCUUUGAUAAUCUGGAAAGUGAGGCGGCCAAGGUGUUCAAGGAAGUUUUUUUGGAUAUGACUGACACUGAGUUUGCUGUGUCUGCGAGCCCUGACGUUUUCCAGAAGUAUGAAGUAAAAGCCGACUCAGUGGUGCUCUUCAAAAAGUUUGAUGACGGCAGAGCAGACUUUGUGUUGCCAGAAGACGGGACGCUGGACAAAAAAAACGUAACCACCUUCAUCAAGGAAAACAGUCUGGAGCUGAUCAUCCCAUUCAGCCAGGAGACCUCAGAUAAGAUCUUCACCUCCAGCAUCCUCCUGCACAGCCUUCUGUUCAUCAACUCCUCUGUGGAGAGUCAGACAGCCCUGGUGGACGAAUCCAGGACUGUUGCCAAAAGGUUCAAGGGCAAGAUGCUGUUCAUUAUGAUUGACGUGACAGAAGCCAUUUCUCAUGUGCUAAAUUACUUCGGCGUGUCGGCGAGUGACGCCCCCACUGCACGCAUCAUCAACAUGGAGACGGGAAUUAAGUUCACCAUCGCUGGCGGGGAUCUCACAGCAAAUUCAUUAGAACAGUUGUGCCAGGAGGUUGUGGAUGGCACUGCAAAGCCCUAUUAUCGGUCUGAGGAGAUCCCAGAGGACUGGAAUAAAGGACCAGUCAAAGUCCUGGUGGGGAAGAAUUUUGAGUCUGUUGCUUUGGACGCGACCAAAAACGUCUUUGUGGAGUUCUAUGCUCCAUGGUGUGGGCACUGUAAGGAACUGGCUCCCAUCUGGGAGCAGCUGGGUGAAAAGUACGCCGACAAUGACGACAUCGUCAUAGCCAAGAUGGACGCCACAGCCAACGAGGUGGAGUCAGUUGUCGUUCAAGGAUUCCCGACACUCAAAUACUACCCAGCUGGUGGCAAAGAGGUGGUCGACUACACUGGAAACAGGGAUCUGGAGACUUUGUCUAAGUUCCUGGACAAUGGAGGAGUGUUGCCUGAGGAGCCAAGUGAUGAGGAUGAUGAGGACGACGAGGAUGACGAGGACGACGAGGACAACAAGGAUGACGAGGACGGUGACGACGUGGGUGAUGACAGCAGGGAGGCUGAUGAGUCUGUCGAAGUGCCGACCAACAAAACAUCUAAAGAUGAGCUGUGAUGUCACUUUGGCUUCUGGCCAAUCAGGAUCAACCUAGUGUCUUCCGUUUUUUUCUAAAUAAAAUUAAUUUGGGUUACAAACAUGAA
Molecule: messenger RNA, 1867 nt
Organism: Chelmon rostratus (copperband butterflyfish)
Lineage: Eukaryota; Metazoa; Chordata; Actinopteri; Chaetodontiformes; Chaetodontidae
Gene: pdia2
Product: protein disulfide isomerase family A, member 2
Exons: 11
Coding region: 45-1781 (578 amino acids)
Biological process (GO): protein folding; response to endoplasmic reticulum stress
Cellular component (GO): endoplasmic reticulum
Molecular function (GO): protein disulfide isomerase activity
Source: RefSeq, a predicted model, not a curated record